Messenger RNA from Dictyostelium purpureum, 273 nucleotides. RefSeq lists its product as uncharacterized. The record is from RefSeq and is a predicted model, not a curated record. The transcript has 2 exons. Bases 1 to 273 code for a protein of 90 amino acids. Lineage: Eukaryota; Evosea; Eumycetozoa; Dictyosteliales; Dictyosteliaceae.
AUGAACUUUGCUGGAUCGUCUAUUGAUUAUAAUCAACAACAACAACAGCAGCAUCAAUCACAACAAUUAAAUAAUCAUGGUUCAUAUUUAAAUACAAAUACAAAUAGUCCUAACAUAAAUACAAAUAGUCCUAAUACAAAUAUAAAUCAUAACAAUAUAAAUAAUAAAUGUGCAGCAACAGUUUCACCAACAGCAAGCUCAUCAGCAGCAAUUACGUCAACAUUAAGUACGGGAACAACAAAUACAUCAACCUGUUUCACCAAUAAUAAAUAA